AUGUCGAAACGAUCUAGUUCCUUUGUUCGCCGGGAUAAAAGUGGUGAAAUAAAACGUUUAAAAAGACAAUUAAAAGAUAUGCAGGAGCAAUUAACCAAUAUUCUAAGUUCAUCUAGUUCCAGCGAGGAAUCACCAGAUGCUUCAGAUAAUGAGUCACAAGAAUCACAAGUUCUGGGUGCUUUACCAACAACCAAUCAAUUGCAUCCCUUAGAGCCAGAAAUUACAAUAAUUGAGGAUAGUGCUACCCAGGCAAAUACUAAUAUUCCAGAACAAAAUAUUACUGGACUUGGUAUUAACCCCGAUUGCGUUACUACUGAAGGAAAACCCCUACAUGAGGAAAUUGUGGUUCGAUGGACCUCAUAUUUGUUAAAAGGCCUAACUAAAGAUCAGAGAAGGGAGAUAAUAAAUAAAUAUAAAAUUCCAGCUAACUGUAAAGCUCUGAUUCCUCCCCAGGUCAAUAGUGAGAUUCAGGCUUGCUUGCCAAGAGCAGCGCACGAACAUGAUUGUUUCAUGAUAGCACUCCAAGAGCAACUGGCUCAUGGACUAUCAGCAGUGGGGACUGUGUUAGAAAAAAUGUUACCAUUUCCAGAACAGGCAAAUGAAUUAAAAAUCUUGGCAGACGCCUGUCAGUUGUUCACCAAUAUACAUAAUGCCAUCUCAACUCAUCGUAAGUUUAAAAUAGUUCCUCACCUAAACGGGGACUGUAAAAAAGUGGCAAAGACGAUGGAAAUAGAUGAAUUUUUAUUCAGUAAAAAUUUUGCUGAGGCAGUUAAAAAUGAACAAUCCAUGAAGAAAUCUAGCACCGUCUUCAAGAAGAAAGCUGUACCUUCAUCAUACAGCGCCCCGGGUACUUCAGGUUACCAUCAGCCCAGCUAUUUAAACUACCAGCGUCAACCGAACAGGGACAGAAUGAAACAAAAGAAGGAGAGGAAGCCAUCAGAUCGUUACCACAAGCAGAGUGUCAGGAAAUAUCCAUACCGGAAGUGA
This is a messenger RNA of Anthonomus grandis grandis, 987 nucleotides long. RefSeq lists its product as uncharacterized. The coding region runs from base 1 to 987 and encodes 328 amino acids. NCBI's taxonomy places the organism in Eukaryota, Metazoa, Arthropoda, Insecta, Coleoptera, Curculionidae. The record is from RefSeq and is a predicted model, not a curated record. The transcript is spliced from 2 exons.